Aphis gossypii (cotton aphid) is the source of this 3576-nucleotide messenger RNA. RefSeq lists its product as uncharacterized. The record is from RefSeq and is a predicted model, not a curated record. Gene Ontology annotation, molecular function: nucleic acid binding. Lineage: Eukaryota; Metazoa; Arthropoda; Insecta; Hemiptera; Aphididae.
AUGCCAAUUAUUGAAGGAAAGCUGAAAUUAGGUGAACGAGAAGCUCGGUGCACUGACAAACUUUUAGCGAUUCAUUGGAAGGACCGUCGUGAUGUAUAUAUGUUAACAUCUAUGAAUACAAAUGAAAUGGUUGAUACAAAAAAGAUAGAUAGAAAAACAGGAAAAAAAUAUCUCAAGCCACAAAGUGUAGUUAGUUAUAACAAGAAUAUGGGUGCAAUAGAUAAGACUGACAUGUUGUUAAGUUCUACCGAAUGUGUUAGACGUACAUUAAAAUGGUACAAAAAACUAUUUUUUCAUCUUAUUGAUAUGAGUAUGCUAAAUGCAUAUUCUAUGUAUAAAACUGUUACAGAACCCACCGACGAUUUUACUUGCAAAAGCUCUACUGAAUCAAUUAAAAUAAACACUACAUCAUCAAAUGCAUACAGAACCAUAAUUAAAUAUCUAAAAGAUGCAAAAGCUGAAUUUUUUACAUAUCAAUUAAAAGAAAACAAACCUUACCGUAUCGUCAUUAGAAAUCUACAUCCUACUACUCCACCAGAUUACAUAAAAGAAGAACUUGAAAAUGAAGGAUAUCAAUGCCCGUCGGUUUUCACACGUAAAGAUAACUUGGUUGUCCACCAAAAAACUCAUACCGGUAUUCGUUUUCCAUGUACUAUAUGUCAGUCAACAUUUACAUACAAAACCAGUCUCACCAAACAUUUGAAAAAUGUUCAUGGCAUCGCUCCGUCUUAUAGCCAGCCUGCAUCUCAACCAGUACGACAGAGUGUCAUACAGUUCGCGCCUCGCAUUGCUCCACAGAUCCAGAUUGCCCCUCAAAUUUUCGUUCCCGAUAUCCAGGCCGGUCGCUCGAACAUGGUGGCCGAAGACGAGAUUUGCAUGGCAGUUAUGGAUGAGUUUGAAAAUGAGGACGAGAUUUGCACUACAUGUGUAAAUGGUAGACGGGUUUCCACUGCAAACACCACCUCGGUAGCUAGGAUGAAAAAGGCUCGUAUGGACAUAGUUAAGACUCCUGGUUUCACAGAAAUUUCUUCGUCUGCGAAUCGAAAAAUCGUGUGGUAUUGUCAAAAUAUUAACAAUGUUCACAAUUAUCCCGACUUUCUCCGCUCGCUCAUGCCUGAGCUUGAAAAUGUAUUAAAGACAUGUCUGAAAAAACACCCGAUAAAAUUUAAUUUGAAACUCGAGGCAGCAUACAACCGGCCCAACGUACCAAACUCGUCGGAGAACCGGGCAUUCAAGACUUCGGCGGUAGAACUUUUUCCGGAUAGUGACAUUAGUACGAUCAUUGAGAGAGCUUUUAUAAAGUUGUCGAAGGAGGAGGAAGAAUAUAAAUCACGCGGAAGUGGAUUUACAUUAGAAAGUAUAGAUGGGUUAUUGCUAAGUAUAUAUAAAUAUACACCAAUGUGCGGUUCAUCGUACAUAUCGUUGCCGGCGUAUAUUGACAGGAAACGGGCCACCAUCAACCCUCAAAACACAGAUCAGGAAUGUUUCAAGUGGGCGAUUUUGGCGAGGCAUGUGACGGGGCAUGCGGUAUACCGUAUCGGUGAAAAUUAUAGAAAUCACGAGGAUAAGUACAAUUUUGAAGGCAUCACAUUUCCCACACCUCUAUCGGACAUCGCUAAAUUUGAGAAAAAUAAUAGAAAUGUAUCUAUUAAUGUGUAUGGGUUGGACAAAAAGUUCCAGCCACCACGUAAAUAUCCGACGUACGAGGUGUAUCCGCUACGUGUCGUUGAUGAGGAGAAAGCCAACCACUUUGAUUUGUUGUUGGUGACGGACGACGAAAACUCACACUAUGUGUAUAUUUCAAAUUUUUCUCGGCUUAUUAGAUCGCAAAAGACUGGACAUGAAGAGAGAGUAGUGUUUUGCAAGAAGUGUUUCACAUCAUUCGAUGACAGGCGGCAUAAAUACAAGUUGAGCGGACGGGAGGCGUUAACUCAGCAUAAGCUUAUAUGCGGUGCACAUAAGCCAAUAUUACCGGUGAUGCCGAAAGAAGGCGAGUGUCUGCGAUUUGAAGCAUGGAGAAACACUCAGAGACAUCCUAUAGUAAUAUAUGCGGAUUUUGAGACACUGCUAGUUAAGACGGACGAGGUGAAGGGAAAAAAUACGAAGAUUGUUCACAAACAUGAGGCUAUGAGCUAUGGUCUCAUUGUGAAGGCGAGCAAUGACGUACCGGCAGAGCUAUUAGCGAGAUACGAGAUACCAACGGAACCAAUAUUAUAUCGAGGAAGUGAGAGUCGGCGUGAUGUGGCGAGACAUUUUGUUGAAACCGUGUCUGAAAUAGCAUUAAAGACAGAGAAAUUAUUGAAGACGAAUAUUCCGAUAAAUAUGUCCGCAGACGACAUACAAGUUCAUGAAGCAGCGACGCACUGCAAUCUAUGCAAAAUUGAGUUUACCCCACCUUCAGAGGUACUAUAUCGUAAGACAGCUGACCAUUGCCAUCUCACAGGAAAAUACCGUCAAGCUCUCUGCAAUGUAUGCAACCAAAAACUACAAACACCCGUUUUUGUACCAUGCUACUUCCAUAACUUGUCCAACUAUGACGCACAUCUGAUAGUCACAGAACUUGGUUAUGACACCCAGACUAUUAGAGUGAUACCCAACAGUGAGGAAAAAUAUAUUUCGUUUACGAAAUAUGUGUCAAGUAAAUUCCAAAUCCGUUUCAUAGACACUUUUAGAUUCAUGGCAUCAGGACUAUCAACUCUAGCUAAAAAUCUUGUAACACCAGGUCUUGAAAACUUUCGUGAAACAGCUAAAGUGUUUACUGGAGACGAUAUGCCACUUGUAACUCGUAAGGGGGUGUACCCGUAUGAGUACACGGAUAGUUGGAGCAGGUUGGACGAGACGAGUUUACCGAGCAAGAGGAGUUUUUAUAGCACGUUAAACGAGUCGGGAAUAAAGGAGGAGGAAUACACGCAUGCAAAGGAGGUCUGGGACCACUUCGGUUGCAAGACGCUGGGCGAGUAUUCGGACUUAUAUUUGAAAAUCGACGUGUUGCUGCUUGCGGACGUCUUUGAAAAUUUUCGUGAUGUGUGCAUAAAGACAUACAACCUGGACGCCGCCCACUAUUUCACUGCACCCGGCUUAAGUUUUGACGCGAUGCUGAAGUUCACAGGACAGAAACUUGAAAUGUUAUCGGAUUAUGACAUGCUGUUAAUGUUCGAGAAUGGUAUACGUGGCGGCUUGGUACAAGCGAGUAAGAGGUACGCGAAGGCGAAUAACAUAAAGACCCCGGGAUAUGACGAAACGAAGGAGAAAUCAUGGAUUGUAUAUCAGGACUGUAACAACUUGUACGGAUGGGCAAUGUCCCAAUACAUGCCUUAUGCUGGGUUCAACUGGGUUGAACCCACAUUGAAUGGAUUGGAUGAUCUGGACGAUACCUCCCCCAUAGGGCGAGUAUACGAAGUUGAUAUAUCAUACCCGAGAAAUUUGCACGAUCAUCAUAAUGAUCUCCCUUUCCUACCUCAGAACAGCGUGCCGCUAGGGUCAAAGGUGAAAAAAUUGAUGGCGACGUUCGAAAAGAAGAAAAAUUAUAUAAUACAUUAUAGGAGCCUGCAACAAGCGAUUAAGAAUGGUACAUAG